GAGAGAGAGAGAGAGAGAGAGAGAGAGAGAGAGGAAAAAAAAAAAAAAAAAAGAAAGAAAGCAACAAAUUCUAGGGUUUGACUGAGGGGAAAAAAGGAAAAAAAAAUUGCACAUCCUCCAAUCGCGUGAAGCCCACAACAGCGAUAGAGUCGCAGUUGAGUCACUACUGGAAUUGCCGAUCUAUCUCUGUCCCUCCUCAGCUCCAUUUCCACUCCGCAAUUUUCGUUUUUUUAAGGAGAGGCAAAAUUCGAGUAAAAAAAGAGAGAGAGAGAGAGAGGCGGAGGGAAACUACAGCUGUGUGUAAUGUUUUGAACGUUGGGAUCGGGAGGGUAAAAUUGGGGUUUUGUCAAAGUUUUGGAGGGAUUUGGCUUUUUCCUCUAUUUCUACUCUGUUUCUGCUUUUUUCUGAUUUUUCACUUUCUGGGGGAAAUUUAAAAGCAUUGGUUUCAUUUUGGUAUUAAAUUUGCAUGCAAUCUACUGGGGGUGGUGGUGGUGGGCCCAGCCGAAUGGGCCCGGCUGGGCGGGCGGCAUCCACGUCAUCAGCAGCAUCGCCAUCUUCUUCUUCCUCUGCAGUAUCGACGCCACAGUUAGGGUUCGACUCAGUACAGCAGCAGCAGCAACAGCAAAUAGGAUAUAGACAGGCAUUGCAACAACAAUUACAUAGAAAACCUGAAGGCAAUGAAACCUUUCUAGCUUAUCAAGCGGGAGCAUUUCAAGGAGUUAUAGGAGGAGGCAAUUUUGCUUCAUCUCCAGGUUCAGUGCAAAUGUCUCAACAGUCCAAAAAAUUCUUUGAUUUGGCUCAGCAGCAUGGUUCCUCCCAGGAUGGCCAGAAUAGGAAUCAAGCUGUUGAGCAGCAAGUUAUGAAUCCAGUUCAUCAGGCAUAUCUUCAGUUUGCUAUCCAGCAACAAAAGUCAGCUUUUGCUAUGCAGUCACAGCAAGCAGCUAAGAUGGGAAUGUUUGGCCCCGCAACUAGCAAGGAUCAUGAUAUGCGAAUGGCAAGAAUGCAAGAAUUCAUGUCCAUUCAGGCAGUUAACCAAGCUCAGGCAUCGUCAUCCAAAAUCUCAUCCGAGAAUUCUCGUGGUGAAAAGCCAGUGGAGCAAUCACAACAGCAAGCUUCUGAAUUGAGGAAUGAGCAAAAGCCUUCAAUCCAUCCCCCUGUCUUUGGACAACAAAUGCCUUCUAAUGUUGUGAGACAGAUGCAGGCACCACAGCCUCAUCAAAGCAUCCAAAAUAUGGCAAACAACCAGCUUGCAAUGGCUGCGCAGUUGCAAGCAAUGCAAGCAUGGGCACAUGAGCGCAACAUUGAUCUGUCAUUACCUGCAAAUGCCAACCUGAUGGCGCAACUCAUUCCACUCAUGCAAUCAAGGAUGGCUGCACAGCAAAAGGCUAAUGAAAGCAGUGCAGGUCCACAGGCAUCACCUGUUCCUGCAUCAAUGUCCAAGCAUCAGGUUGCUUCUCCACCUGUUGCAAGUGAGAGUUCUCCACAUGCUAAUUCCUCUAGUGAUGCAUCUGGGCAGUCUGGCCCUCCUAAAGUGAGGCAGAGUGUUCCAUCUGCUCCUUUUGGCCCCAGUUCCAAUGUGGGGUUGGUCAACAGCACCAACAACCUUGCAGGGCAACAGCUUGCCUUUCAGAGCAGAGAGAACCAAGGGCCUCCCAGAACCGGGGCUGUGCUUGGCAAUGGAAUGCCUCCCAUGCAUCCACCUCAGUCAUCUGCAAGCAUCAGUCAAGGUGCAGAUCAGACUUUGCCUGCAAAAAAUGCAUUAAAUAGCCCCGAAAACUUACAAAUGCAGCAUCUGAAGCAAUUGAGUCGAUCUCCUCUACAAUCUGCUGGCUCUUCUGAUGAUGGAGGAUCAAACAACCAGUUCCCAUCACAGGGUGGGCCUGGUGUCCAGAUGGCACAACCACAUGUUGGGUUCACUAAACAGCAAUUACAUGUUCUUAAAGCACAAAUACUAGCAUUUAGGCGACUGAAGAAAGGAGAAGGUACACUUCCUCAAGAGCUUCUUCGAGCUAUUGCUCCACCACCUCUUGAGUUGCAGUUGCAGCAGCAGUUACUUCCUGCGGGAGGAGCUAAUCAGGAUAGAUCUGGUGGAAAAAUAGCUGACGACCAAGUAAGGCAUUUGGAAUCCAUUGAGAACUCUCAGGAAAAACCAUCUGUUAAUGGACAGAAUAUUGCAAAAGAGGAAGCUUUUGCAGGAGAUGAAAAAGCGACAAUCUCAGCAAGUCAUAUGCAAGCUACAACAGCUCUGAUAAAGGAACCUGCAACGUCAGUGGGUGCUGGAAAAGAAGAGCAGCAAACUGCUACAAUUUCUGUUAAGUCAGAUCAGGAGGUGGAACGAAGUCUGCAAAAAACUCCUGUUAGAAGUGAUGUUACUGCAGAUAGGGGAAAAGCUGUUGCACCACAGUUCCCUGUGUCUGAUUCAAUGCAAGCAAAGAAACCUGCACAAGCAAGCACUCCACCCCAGACUAAAGAUGCUGGCUCUGCCAGAAAGUACCAUGGACCACUAUUUGAUUUUCCAUUUUUUACUAGGAAGCAUGAUUCAAUUGGGUCGUCAGGGAUGAUUAACACUAAUAAUAAUCUAACAUUGGCAUAUGAUGUGAAAGAUCUUCUUUUCGAGGAAGGCAUGGAAGUGCUUAACAAGAAGAGGUCAGAAAAUCUGAAGAAAAUCAAUGGUUUACUGGCAGUAAAUUUAGAGAGGAAAAGGAUAAGACCGGAUCUUGUGUUACGGUUACAAAUUGAAGAAAAAAAGCUUAGGCUUCUAGAUUUACAAGCACGCAUAAGAGAUGAAGUCGAUCAACAGCAGCAGGAGAUAAUGGCAAUGCCUGACAGGCCAUAUCGGAAGUUUGUUAGGUUAUGUGAGCGUCAACGGAUGGAGCAAGCUAGACAAGUGCAAGCUUCUCAAAAAGCCAUGAGAGAUAAGCAGUUGAAAUCCAUCUUUCAGUGGCGUAAGAAACUUCUUGAGGCUCACUGGGGCAUCCGUGAUGCACGAACUGCCCGCAAUAGAGGAGUUGCCAAAUACCAUGAAAGAAUGUUGAGAGAAUUUUCUAAGAGGAAGGAUGAUGACCGCAAUAAAAGGAUGGAGGCGUUAAAGAACAAUGAUGUUGAAAGGUAUCGGGAAAUGUUGCUGGAGCAGCAGACUAGCAUCGCAGGUGAUGCUGCUGAGAGAUAUGCAGUUCUCUCGUCAUUCUUGACUCAGACUGAAGAAUAUCUUCAUAAAUUGGGAGGUAAAAUAACUGCUGCCAAGAAUCAGCAGGAAGUGGAGGAGGCUGCAAGUGCUGCAGCUGCAGCUGCAAGACUGCAGGGUCUAUCAGAAGAAGAAGUAAGGGUAGCAGCAGCAUGUGCUGGAGAGGAAGUAAUGAUAAGAAACCGAUUUAUGGAAAUGAAUGCACCCAGGGAUAGUUCAUCCGUUAGCAAAUAUUACCAUCUUGCUCAUGCUGUUAAUGAGAGGGUCUUAAGGCAGCCCUCCAUGCUGCGAGCUGGAACCUUACGAGAUUAUCAGCUUGUAGGGUUGCAGUGGAUGCUCUCUUUGUAUAACAACAAGUUAAAUGGAAUCCUGGCAGAUGAGAUGGGUCUUGGAAAGACUGUACAGGUGAUGGCAUUGAUUGCUUAUCUGAUGGAAUUUAAAGGAAACUAUGGCCCACAUCUUAUAAUUGUACCUAAUGCUGUUUUGGUUAAUUGGAAGAGUGAGUUACAUAACUGGUUGCCAUCUGUAUCAUGCAUUUUUUAUGUCGGUGGAAAAGAUCAGCGGUCGAAAUUAUUCUCUCAAGAGGUUGCUGCCAUGAAAUUUAAUGUUCUUGUGACAACUUAUGAAUUUAUCAUGUAUGAUCGAUCAAAACUUUCUAAAGUGGAUUGGAAGUAUAUCAUAAUUGAUGAAGCACAGAGAAUGAAGGACAGGGAAUCAGUUUUAGCCCGUGAUCUUGACAGAUAUCGCUGCCAGAGGCGCUUACUUCUAACAGGAACUCCAUUACAGAAUGAUUUGAAGGAGCUCUGGUCACUUUUAAAUCUACUUUUACCAGAAGUUUUUGAUAACCGGAAAGCAUUUCAUGAUUGGUUCUCAAAGCCCUUUCAAAAGGAAGGUCCUUCUCAUGACGCAGAGGAUGACUGGCUUGAAACUGAAAAGAAGGUCAUCAUCAUUCAUCGCCUCCAUCAAAUUUUGGAGCCUUUUAUGCUGAGGCGUCGUGUUGAAGAUGUGGAAGGUUCGCUUCCACCCAAGGUUUCCAUUGUUUUGAGAUGUAGAAUGUCUGCUAUUCAGAGUGCCAUUUAUGAUUGGAUCAAAUCUACUGGUACUCUUCGAGUUGAUCCUGAAGAUGAGAAGCUCAGGGUUCAAAAAAAUCCAAUAUACCAGCCUAAGGUGUACAAAACUUUAAAUAACAGGUGUAUGGAACUUCGGAAGGCUUGCAAUCAUCCUUUACUAAAUUACCCAUAUUUUAAUGACUUUUCCAAGGAUUUCCUGAUCAGAUCUUGUGGGAAACUCUGGAUUCUGGAUAGGAUCCUUAUAAAACUUCAAAGAACAGGGCAUCGGGUGCUACUUUUUAGCACGAUGACAAAACUCCUUGAUAUUUUGGAGGAAUACUUGCAAUGGCGACGUCUGGUAUACAGGAGGAUUGAUGGAACAACUAGCCUCGAAGACCGAGAGUCAGCUAUUGUGGACUUUAAUAGCACUGGUUCUUACUGCUUUAUCUUCUUGCUUAGCAUUCGUGCAGCUGGAAGGGGCCUCAAUCUUCAAUCUGCUGACACAGUUAUCAUAUAUGAUCCUGAUCCGAACCCUAAAAAUGAGGAACAGGCAGUUGCCAGAGCCCACCGAAUUGGACAGACAAGAGAGGUCAAAGUCAUUUAUAUGGAAGCCGUUGUUGACAAAAUUUCUAGCCAUCAGAAAGAGGAUGAAUUAAGAAGUGGAGGUGCUCUUGAUCUAGAAGAUGACUUUGCAGGUAAAGAUCGGUACAUGGGAUCUAUUGAGAGCCUCAUAAGGAAUAACAUUCAGCAAUAUAAGAUUGACAUGGCUGAUGAGGUCAUCAAUGCUGGACGCUUUGACCAAAGAACAACACAUGAAGAGAGACGGAUGACUUUAGAGACAUUACUACAUGAUGAAGAGCGGUAUCAAGAAACAGUCCAUGAUGUUCCAUCACUGCAAGAGGUAAAUCGCAUGAUAGCAAGGAGUGAAGAUGAAGUUGAAUUAUUUGAUCAAAUGGAUGAGGAGUUGGAUUGGACUGAAGAGAUGACAAGCUAUGGCCAAGUCCCUAAUUGGCUUCGAGCCAGUACAAGAGAUGUGAAUGCUGCAAUUGCUAAUUUAUCAAAGAAACCGUCAAAAAAUAUCUUAUUUACCAGUGGUAUGGGUAUGGGAACCAAUGAAAUGGAAACUGAAAGAAAAAGAGGGCGACCCAAGGGGAAAAAGUCUCCGAACUACAAAGAAGUUGAUGAUGACAAUGGGGAAUACUCUGAAGCUAGUUCUGAUGAGAGAAAUGGAUAUUCUGCACGUGAAGAAGAGGGAGAAAUCAGAGAAUUUGAAGAUGAUGAAUCUAGUGGUGCAGUUGGGGUUGGGGCACCUCCCGUUAACAAGGACCAAUCAGAUGAUGACGGUCCAGCAUGUGAUAAUAGCUAUGAGUAUCCCCGGGCUUCAGAAAGCGCCAGAAAUAACCGGAUGGUAGAAGAAGCUGGUUCCUCUGGAUCUUCCUCUGAUAAUCGAAGAAUGACAAGAAUGGUCUCUCCUGUUUCUUCACAGAAGUUUGGAUCCCUCUCUGCAUUAGAUGCUAGACCAGGUUCUGUUAGUAAAAGGCUGCCAGAUGAAUUGGAGGAAGGGGAAAUUGCAGUGUCAGGAGAUUCUCACAUGGAUCACCAGCAACCUGGGAGUUGGAUACAUGAUCGUGAUGAAGGUGAAGAUGAACAGGUUCUGCAGCCUAAGAUAACCCGAAAACGUAGUAUUCGGGUUCGGCCACGCCAUACCUUGGAAAGACCAGAGGAGAAGUCUGGCAUUGAGCCACAACGUGGAGAUUCAUGUUUGAUGCCAUUCCAAGUGGACCAUAAAUAUCAAGCUCAGUUGAGGACUGAUGCUGAAAUGAAAACAUUUAGAGAGCCUGAUGCUUCCAGGCAUGAUCAGAGUGAUUCCUCUAAAAGCAGGAGGAACUUACCUUCAAGGAGAAUAGGUAAUACAUCAAAGUUGCAUGCUUCACCAAAGUCCAGCAGAUUGAAUAUACAGUCUGCUCCUGCUGAAGAUGCUGAAAUCUCUAGAGAGAAUCGGGAUGGCAAAGCUACAAAUACAAGUGGGAACUCAUUGCUGGGCUCUAAGAUGUCUGACGUCAUACAGAGAAGGUGUAAGAAUGUAAUUAGCAAGUUCCAGAGGAGAAUAGAUAAGGAAGGGCAACAAAUUGUGCCUCUCCUAACGGAUUUGUGGAAGAAGAUUGAGAAUUCUAGUUACACGAGUGGUGUUGGAAAUAACCUUUUGGAUUUGCGGAAGAUUGAAUUACGUGUUGACAAAUUAGAGUACAAUGGAGUCAUGGAACUUGUAUUUGAUGUGCAAUUUAUGUUGAAGGGUGCUAUGCAAUUCUAUGGGUUCUCGCAUGAGGUGAGAUCUGAAGCAAGGAAAGUACAUGAUCUCUUUUUUGACAUCUUGAAGAUUGCAUUUCCAGACACUGAUUUCCGAGAAGCCAGAAAUGCUCUCUCUUUCUCCAGCCCUAGUUCUGCACCAUCCCCAGCCACAAGACAGGUGGCUAUAGGUCAAAGCAAGAGACGUAGGUCAAUAAAUGAGGUAGAACCAGACAAUAAUACUACCCACAAGCCAAUUCAACGAGGGUCAAUUCCUGCUAAUGAGGACACAAUGGUCAAAGUCCACUUGUCGAAGGAAACAAGGCAUGGGAGUGGAAGUGGUAGUAGCCGGGAACAGCAUCAGCAGGAUGAUUCUCCAUUGCAUCCAGGCGAGUUGGUUAUCUGCAAGAAGAAGAGAAAAGACAGGGACAAGUCAGUGGUGAAGUCAAGGGCUGGAUCAAGUGGUCCAGUUUCUCCCCCCAGCAUGGGUCGUAAUAUCAUGAGUCCAGUUCCAAAGGAAUUGAGAAUGGGUCAGCAGAACUCCCACCAGCAAGGCUGGGCCAACCAGCCUCAAGCAUCAAAUAAUGGUAGUGGUAGUGGAGGCGGCAGUGUUGGUUGGGCAAAUCCGGUAAAAAGAUUGAGAACAGAUGCCGGUAAAAGAAGGCCAAGCCAUUUAUGACUCUAAUGAAGAUAGUGUAUAAUGGGAAAAGGAAGAAAUAAUAAAUUGUUGCCGUUUAGCUGCAGAGUGUAUUAGUAGCCCUUUGUGGCUUGUAGCAAAUGCAGUUAGCCCAUACUGUUAAUAGAGCGUAGGUCAUUGAUCCUCCAUUGUAUACUGUUUCCAUGAUUUGAGAAAUCCAAUAGUCUUCGCGUCUGCGUCUUGCAGUAA
Manihot esculenta (cassava) is the source of this 7405-nucleotide messenger RNA. Its product is annotated as ATP-dependent helicase BRM. Gene Ontology annotation, cellular component: nucleus. The record is from RefSeq and is a predicted model, not a curated record. Gene Ontology annotation, molecular function: ATP-dependent chromatin remodeler activity; ATP binding; protein binding. Gene Ontology annotation, biological process: positive regulation of transcription by RNA polymerase II. The coding region runs from base 467 to 7198 and encodes 2243 amino acids. Lineage: Eukaryota; Viridiplantae; Streptophyta; Magnoliopsida; Malpighiales; Euphorbiaceae. The transcript has 14 exons.